Molecule: messenger RNA, 2104 nt
Organism: Sycon ciliatum
Lineage: Eukaryota; Metazoa; Porifera; Calcarea; Leucosolenida; Sycettidae
Product: lysine-specific demethylase 8-like
Exons: 5
Coding region: 335-1558 (407 amino acids)
Cellular component (GO): nucleus
Molecular function (GO): histone H3K36 demethylase activity
Source: RefSeq, a predicted model, not a curated record
CCUGAUCUGGAAUAAUUCUCAGUCACUGAUCUACCGACUAGUAUUACUGUCAGUACCGGUAUAUACCGUCGACGUCUAAUGUCUACCUGAUACUGUAGUGAUAAUGACUCUUGUUCAUAGUGGAAAUCGAGGUGGAUCAAGUCAGCAAGUCUGGGGUAUCACUAUCAGCACCCGCUGUCUCUUGAUGACUGAAUAAAAAGGGUGCUCAGGCAGCAAUGAUUCCAAUGUUGAAACGAUUUUACAAAUUUGCUUUCCUCAAUAAUGAGCGUAGAGAACAACAUCUGAAUAGAGAGAGCAUUGCCAUUUUAAGAAAGUAAUUUUACAAGACUGCGCGAUGGCACACCAAGGCUUUUCUACUGUUGUUGAGCAAUGUUUUGAUGUUGGCCACUCACUAGCAACACUGAGCGAAGAUGUAUCGUCUGUGGAUGUCAGUACCAUUGGUGCUGAGCCUGUUGCUGCUAUAAUACAAUCAGCUAUUGGAUCCGUGGUAGAUAGAACGCCUUCCACAGGUAAACAAUUGUCGCAAGGAGCACUUGAUAUCUGUUGGGAGAAACUGAAUAGUGGCUACUGGCGUGAUGUAUCUGUCCUAUGGCGCCAGCUGUACACAUACUCCUCUAUAUCCAUGGCUUUGAGUCUGGCUGCAGAAGGCCUGCUGAAGGAAUCUUUGAAGACAUGUGAUGUUGGGUUGCUGAUGGGAGCACCUGUCCCAGGCAAUCACUUACACCGCCUUGCUGCCAUUCUAACAAAUCGUCUUCGUGAGACAUCUGUGUCGGAUUCCUUGCCAAACGACAAGCUACCUUGCGGACCGGACUUUCAAUGUGGAGGACUUCCAAUUGAACGAGUUCAAUGCCCAUCUUUAUUGAUGUUUGAGGAGAAGUAUAUGCGCCAGAAGGUUCCAGUCAUCAUCACUGAUGCAACUAACCACUGGCCAGCACUCUCCUCGAGACCGUGGAGCUUGGCGUAUCUCAAGCAAGCUGCGGGCGAUCGUACAGUGCCCAUAGAAGUCGGAGCAAGGUACACUGACCAAACCUGGAGUCAAGCGCUGAUGACCAUCAACUCUUUCAUUGACUCUAUUUCGGAAGCGCCGUCGGAAGAAGUGGCUGGAAAGUCAUCAACGCAUUACCUGGCACAACACCAGCUCUUUGAACAACUGCCAGAACUGCGCUCCGACAUAUGUGUGCCGGACUACUGCUGUUUGUCUGAGUCCGAUGACACUGAGCCAGUGGUGAAUGCGUGGAUUGGUCCAUGCGGAACGGUGUCACCAUUGCACCACGACCCGUAUCACAACGUCUUUGCUCAGGUGGUCGGUAAGAAACUGAUUCGACUGUAUUCAUCUGCACACAGUGAUCUACUGUACCCGCACGACUCGGCCAUGAUGCACAACACAAGCCAGGUGGACUGUGAAAACCCAGACCUGCAGCGCUUUCCUAAGUUUGCCGAGGCGCCGUUCUGGGAAUGCGUCGUACAGCCAGGCGAUCUUCUCUAUAUUCCGCCAAAGUUCUGGCACUAUGUACGCUCGUUGUCUGUUAGUUUUUCUGUCAGCUUCUGGUGGACAUAGUUUUUUUGUUUCUUGGCCAAAAGUUGAUCUUUUUUUGUGCUGCUAUAUUGUGCUCUCGCUUUCCUUGUCUCAGUCUCUCUUUAAUUUUUACUUCCUGUUAUGCUCGUGGCUGGACCAUGGUCCUGAUUUUUACAUUGUAGUAUUCUUUCCCUGCAGACUGUUUUCAACAAGCCUGCAAUAUUCACGGCAACAUUGCCAAGACCAUUGGACAGAGGCAUUGGUUGAGUGUGUAGUGCCGUUCUACAUUACACCCAUCUUUCAUGGUUGCCUAUCGUGAGACUGAGGGAGAAUCCAUAUUGGGUGGAGACUUGGUAUAAUAUUAUCACAACCAUGUGAAAUAUAAUAUUCAUAAGUGCAUGUUGAUGUGCUGCACGCAUCUUGGUGAAUGCUCGCUCUAGCCUAGGUUGAGUUAGGAUACUCUGUGAUGUUGCGUGAUGCUUUGCAAUGCAUGUUUCAUACAUCCAAGCCCUUGAACGAUGUUCAUGAAUAGCUCGGAUUGCAAGUCAUGAUCUACACUUGCAGUUCUGUGCAGAUGCGCUGAGGAUA